Penicillium diatomitis is the source of this 1047-nucleotide messenger RNA. RefSeq lists its product as uncharacterized. Lineage: Eukaryota; Fungi; Ascomycota; Eurotiomycetes; Eurotiales; Aspergillaceae. Bases 1 to 1047 code for a protein of 348 amino acids. The record is from RefSeq and is a predicted model, not a curated record. The transcript has a single exon.
AUGGAUGGCCAAAGACAAUACAUCCCGGGCCCUCCCCCGCCCCAGCAUCCUAUGAACCUGCCUCCGCCGCCGCCGCGACACCCUCACCAGCAGCUACAGACUGGAGUCCCUCCGCCGCCGCCAGGGCCGCCGCCAGGUCCACCGCUAGCUUCAGGAUACGGAACACCUGGUGGUUGGCAACAAACACAGCAGCAGCAGAAACCACCAAGUUGGGGUAGACCUCCCCUUCCUGGUGGAUUUCCACCACCGCCACCACCACUGCCUCAGAAUCAACAUAUCGCCGCAUACCGCCCAUCCGCGCCCUUGUCUCUUGUCACUUCACACGACAACCAGCCGCUUACAUCGGCGACUUAUAUACCCGGCAACGACACCCUUGGAGUCGGAAUCCCACCUCUUUUUGAGCCCAGUGGGCAAACCUACGACCCCUAUGCGCAACAGCGCCAAACCAGUAGUCAGACAUAUCAUCCGGGACCGGAUGGCCCGUUCAAUCCACAGACGCCGGGUACGCGGCUCACACCCCCCUUUACCUUGCACAACAAUAUCCAUGAGCUGGUCACCAAUGAUAACCCUUCGCAAGGUCCCCAACACGGCGACCUUGCGAAAUCGCCGACUCAUCGGCACCAGACAAGCGGAGCUUCUCUUGGAGGCAUGUCACCAAGUGAAGCUGCAAUCCAGUGGCCACUUGAUCGGGUCCUGCUCUGGCUUGCUCGGAAUGGGUUCUCCAAGGAUUGGCAAGAAACAUUCAAGGCCUUAGAGUUGCAAGGUGCUGACUUCUUGGAGCUUGGUCUUGCAUCCGGAGGGCGUGGAAAUUUGGGGAAAAUGCAUAAAGUCGUCUAUCCUCAACUUGCAAAAGAAUGUGCUCGGAGCGGCACUGGCUGGGAUUCGACACGCGAGCGAGAAGAAGGGUUGCGAAUGCGCAAAUUGAUACGCCAGAUACACGAGAACGAAUCAGAUUCCUCCAUCUCGACUCCGAUGCGAGGUGACCCGCCUGGUUGGGCUACCGCAACAGUUGAAAAUGGAACUGGCUUCUACUCGAGCCCCCGUUGA